CUUCCACAGAAAACUAUUUUUCUGUGCUGUCGCGACCGUGCUCUGUAAACCUGCAGGCAACAAUGACAUCCGUACCUAACUCUCCACCCGAAGCCUCAUCGUCACGGCUUGCACUCAUCGACCGAUUCCCACCAACCACUUACAAAGGCGUGAAAGACCUGAACAAGCUCAUCGUGGCUCGACGCGACCAGCUGUAUGAGGAAGUCGAAGGUGCCAUUCGAUACCUUUCGUUCAAGGAUGUGUCACCCCAACAAUUCAACCAUAUUGUGGAACGGGGGGAGGGACUGAGCAGCCACGUUCGCCUGAAUUACCUUCGCGAUAUCGAAACCUUGAUCGUCAGAAUCCCCGCAAGAGAGACUGAAACGGCCUACCUCAGCUUCAGUAACAUCGUCGUAUGUGCCUCGCACAAGAUGGGCCUGGGUCACAAAGAGACCUGCCUCCUUGGUGCCACAACAUUCUAA
This is a messenger RNA of Aspergillus aculeatus ATCC 16872, 461 nucleotides long. RefSeq lists its product as uncharacterized. The transcript has a single exon. The record is from RefSeq and is a predicted model, not a curated record. The coding region runs from base 63 to 461 and encodes 132 amino acids. NCBI's taxonomy places the organism in Eukaryota, Fungi, Ascomycota, Eurotiomycetes, Eurotiales, Aspergillaceae.